Molecule: messenger RNA, 3024 nt
Organism: Volvox carteri f. nagariensis
Lineage: Eukaryota; Viridiplantae; Chlorophyta; Chlorophyceae; Chlamydomonadales; Volvocaceae
Gene: cycm1
Product: cyclin
Exons: 6
Coding region: 148-1644 (498 amino acids)
Biological process (GO): regulation of transcription by RNA polymerase II; positive regulation of DNA-templated transcription, elongation
Cellular component (GO): cyclin/CDK positive transcription elongation factor complex; nucleus
Molecular function (GO): cyclin-dependent protein serine/threonine kinase activator activity
Source: RefSeq, a predicted model, not a curated record
AAAGUAUUUUGUAAAUUUGCUCCUGCAGUCCUGUCCAUUUACCUAAAGGUUUUUGGAGAGUCAGCGGAAAGGAGAAGCGCGCUUGGAGAAGCGGCGCCUCCAGCCUGCGUCUCCUGCCUGCUGUCAGCCUGCCUGCCCAGUCCGGCUAUGCAAACAAGACUAAUUGGCGGUGCAGUCUAUUUUACGAGGGCACAGCUUGAAGCUUCCAAUCCUAGCAGACGUGAGGGUACCGAUGCCGUUGCUGAAGCCAGAUGGCGCUCCACCACCUCAAAGCUUGUCAAGACGGCUAUCAAAACUCUCAAGCUACCCGACUGGGUCUACGAGACCUCGAUGAACUACAUAAACCGCUUCUUCCUCACGCGUUCCAUCGGCAAGAACGACCGGCACCUGGUGGUCGGUGGCGCGGUUCUACUGGCCUCGAAAGUGCAGGAGAGUCCUCGCCCAGUCCAGGACGUCGCGUAUGUCCUGCUGCAGCUUAAGCAUGCCAACAAGCAGAAGCCGCAGCUUGGCCCGGACCAGACCACGUUGGAGCAGUUCAUAGAGGGAGUCAUGCUGGCCGAGCAGGCCAUUCUCUUCUCCUUGAACUUCAAUCUCAAUGUUGAGACGCACGUCAGCCUUGCGCGACGUCUCCUCGAGCCGCUCGAUUUGUGGGCCAAGGCAAAUCCAGCACCCGAGGAGAUUGAGGCCAACCAGCUGAAACUGAGUCUGUACGGGGCGGUAAUGUUCUUCCUCAACGACAGCGCUUUAACGAACUUGUCGCUUCAGUAUCCAAAUUCCAAAAUAGCACCGGUUGCGCUAAUCAUGGCUGCCAAGCGCAUAGCUGCUGCACGUUACAUUGGAAAGGAAAUCCCCUCAGCUUUGCAGCGGGUGCUAGCGCUUGCCAACGAUGCUGCAUGGUUCGAAUCCAAGGGCCUGAGCCUCGAGGCCGCUGCCGGUAUUGAGGCACAGAUCAACGAGCUGUACGCCACUGCACCAGCGCAGCCUCCAGUGCAGCAGCGGCAGCCGCAGGGCCAAGCAAGUCAGCCUCCGCACGCCACCGCGGCAGCAUUAGCUGGUGCGGUAGCCGGCGGCACCCCUGGCGCUCUCUCACCGUCGCCACGGCAGAAGGUGUUGCCACUGCAGCACCCUCUUCGCGGUGGCAAGCGCGUUAGUGAUGGCGAUGAAUGCACUGGUGGUGAGCAGCAGGCCACCUCGGAGCUGCAGACAGUACCUGAGCAGCAGCAACCGGAGGCAGACGUGGAUGGGCAACGCUGUGCACCCGGGUCUGGUCCGUGCCCAGUGUUCAACGGGCUGGAGGAUUCUGCAAAUGAGAACUGUAGCCCGAACGGUCUCACCACUGGCAACGCGUCGGGUAGUGGAUGUGGCGCCGCGGAAGGUCAGCCGGAGGUAUGUAGCCGAACCGAUGCCCAGAUACAACCGCUGCAAUCGCAGCCCACGCAGCCGCAGCCUUCCUUAGAUAUUCCCAGCUUUGAAAGCAGCCAGCCGCAAUCGCAGCCUUACCAAUGCGGCAAACGUAUCAGGGAAGACGGCAUAACUACCGAGCUUGCAGGUAGCAUUACCGCUGGUAUGGGAGUACUUGCGCCGCCUGGCAAAGUGCGGCGAUUGGAGGACAGCAAACCGGUAUCACUUCUGCACGGUCCCUAGGAGCGUGCUUUGGCAGGGAGACGAACUGCUACGUUGAUCUUGCAAGAUUCCACUCGUCAACCCAGUUAUACGCGAAAUAGCGUUUUGGGGAUGCAUGCUGAGUUGUUAGAUGAGGCAAUGCGCACAGAUGUCGUGGCGUUUGGUGUGCGCCUAGAUAAGUGUGCCCUGCCGAGUCCAUCGGUAAAGCAUCGGUAAAGCUUCUGAAUCUGAUCUUGCUGUUUGCUACUAGGCAUACAUGUGCUCGGGCUUGUGGCUGUGUGACAAUCCUGUCGAAAGGCUUUGGCAUAGCACUCCAUUGUCCUACAGCCAACGCUUAUAAGCGUGAAGUCACGCCUAAAAUGUCGAAAAAAAUCAGCCCCCGGACCGCUAGAGCGUAGAAAGCUCAGGUCUGUCGGCGUGCCUUGAAUGACCCACGGAAUUACGCCAGGUGGAGAGCGGGCUUUGCGUUAGCAACCAGUUCUUUGGGCGUUACCUUGGGUUGGUGCUACCUCGGGAGACAAAGUGGUCGGACAUGUAUUCUGUUCGUUGCGGCCCUUGGCGCACGCUUCCUCGCUUGGACGGCGCGGAACGUGUUGGCGUGCGGUUAGGGCCAUGCAGGCUGAGUCGUAUCUUAAUCGCAUCGUGUCGUUCUGUUCUUUAUUGUGUUUCUUAAUGAUGGACCGGACUAGUGAAACAAAUGAAGUAGCUGGAUGACGCGUCCAGCUGUCCGCAUGUGGCCUGGUAGACCUCCAGGCCUUGCGUGCGUUUGGAACGAACGUAAUGGCCUGACCCAGUUGCCCGUAGGAGACGGGUUGGAGUGAGAUAAGCUGCUACGGCUGCAUAGUUUCGGGUUAGUCGGGCUUGUGCUCCAGUCUUCGACGUUGCCAUCUUGCAAGAAUCAAGCCGUUAGAGUAAGAGAUGGGUUUGUGUGCAGUGUGUAGGGUGACGAGUAAGUAUGCUAGUACUGGGACUGAGUGGACUGGAUUGUGUCCAUUGUUCGCUCAGUUAGCGCUAACCCAAAUAUGAUCCGAGGUUUAAUCCUGGAACAAAAGAAUUGUUUCCUUGUGUUAAAGCUGGCAGGGAAGCAAGUUGUGGGGGCUACAGCUAUGCGUUUAAUCCUUGAUAUUUUUUCAAUGGUGUGCAUAAAAAUGUGUUUAAAUGUUGAAUUGUUUAGUGCAAUGGAGAUGAGCUGUGACAACGGCUUGUGGCGAACAUGGUAUUGGAUUUUGGCUUGGCUUGCACUUAGUCAUUAUGACUUAUGCAUAACUUUUCGGUCGUGACGAUAAAGGUUGCAACCGCCAGCUUUGUUGCUGUACCCAAGUCGUUCAUUACACAUGGCAUCCCACCAAUUUUCGUACCUGACUGGUGUACAAGACGGGGAUCUGUAACGGUCAAAAUCGG